Messenger RNA from Lingula anatina, 654 nucleotides. RefSeq lists its product as uncharacterized. Lineage: Eukaryota; Metazoa; Brachiopoda; Lingulata; Lingulida; Lingulidae. The record is from RefSeq and is a predicted model, not a curated record.
AUGGCCACUACUGCUAUUGUAUUUAUGUUAGUUGCGAUCUGGCAUCUUGGAGGGACAAAAGAUGUUGAUGACACUGACUUUAACAAUCUCAUGGAUAGGGUUCUCAGCUUGGAAAGAGUGCUUCAGGCCCGGGGCAACAAGAAUGCAAAAUUACAGACAGAUAUCAAGCUAAUGAAAAACGAAAAUCAGCAUCUUAAGGAUUCUAUGAACAGCCUCCAGUCAAUCCUAAAUGAUCACCCCAGUGAUGAAAAGGACUUCAAAUCAAAAUUGUUGUCACCAAUGAAUGAUAAUCAUUAUAACGCCGCAUCUGGCACAGAGACAAUUCAAACUGUCGUGUGCCCCCAGGCAUGCAGGGGACUCCCAGGUAGGGAUGGUAGAGAUGGUACACCUGGGAAUGAUGGGAAUCCAGGCACAGAUGGGAAUCCUGGCGAUGAUGGGAAGCCCGGAAAUGAUGGAAAUCCUGGCAGAGAUGGGACGCCAGGCAAUAAUGGAAAUCCUGGCAGAGAUGGGAAUCCUGGCAGAGACGGUAAUCCUGGAACAGAGGGAAAACCAGGCAAAGAUGGCAGAGAUGGUUUACAUGGCCAAGACGGAAAAGAUCUCCAGGGUCCUCCCGGUCCCGCUGGCCCACCUGGUCCUUCUAUGACAGACGACCAA